AUGAGCCGUGAAAUUCCCGCUAGUCCCUCUGCCGAGCUUAGUACCUGGACGUCCGUGACGCUUCAAUGGGGACGGAAGCAACUGAAAGACGAAUUUCUGGAGGUAUCCAGUACCAGCUGCCGGCCUCGACCAUUUGACAGGAGACGAAGCAGUCGCAUGGCAGCAACGGGCAAUUCGCAAGUCAGUAGCAUGGGGUGGCCGGUCAAGGUACUCGGUACCACCACACCCAUUGUCACACUGGCUCGUUCCUUAAUUACCGGCAUGGAAGCAACUGACAACCUCAGGAACGGGCGGAAACAUGAUGAAUUCUGGACCAAAAGAAAUUCAGAGACAUUCGAUGCUUUCCUUGACAGGCUGACCGUCGACCACAAUGGCUCCGUCCAGUGGCUCUCAAUGGCUCCAAAUGGGUUCCCCGCUAAGGGCGCUGAGACAAUCCGUUUUGAAGAAGUCAAUGACUUUGACUUAGCGUGGAGCAGAACUUGA
Messenger RNA from Neurospora tetrasperma FGSC 2508, 483 nucleotides. RefSeq lists its product as uncharacterized. The record is from RefSeq and is a predicted model, not a curated record. Lineage: Eukaryota; Fungi; Ascomycota; Sordariomycetes; Sordariales; Sordariaceae. The coding region runs from base 1 to 483 and encodes 160 amino acids. The transcript has 4 exons.